AUGCGGCGUGCGGUGCAGCAGCUGGCCCUGAACGCCGCCCGCGGCAUGGGGUCGGCGCCAGCGGAGCAGCAGCUGGGCGGCGCCGUGGUGGCCGCGGCGCGCGGCAUGGCCGGCCACGGCCCCGCGCCGGAGGUGGUGCCCAACCCGCUGCAGAAGAUCGUUCCCCCGAUCAUCAGCGGCGUCAAGGCGGGCGUGGACGGCGUGACGAAGGGCAUCCCUGCGGCGGCGGCGGCCAUCGCCAACAGCGGCGCAACGCGCGGCGCCAUCGCAUACUUUGCUGACAAGGUCCUGCUGUCCGGCCUGGUGGGCACCCCCAGCGAGCUGGACUUGGCGAAGUGGGCGGCCUGGCUGGCAGACAACGGCUACGACAGCCAGGAGGGCUGGGCCAAGAUCGUGGCCGGGGCCAAGGAGAAGCUGCCGACGCUGACGCCCGCGGACGUGUCUGCGCUGGUGCCGGCGCUGCACUCCCAGGGGCUCUACGACAAGGCCCUGUUUGAGGGCUUUGCCGCCAUCAUCCAGGCCAAGUUCACCGAGUUUGAGACCCCCGCGCUGGCCAAGAUCGUGGCGGCCUACUCUGACAACGACCACUUCGAGGUCGGCCUGUUUGACGACAUCGCUGACUCGAUCGCCUACUGCAACCACUACCUCGCGCCCACUGUCACGCCGCUGCCGGACAUUGCGGCGGUGUUCCAGGCGUACUCCAAGUUUGGCCACGACCGCGGGGACCUCUUCAUCCCCCUGGCCAGGGCUGUGCAUGAGGACCGGCUGCGCGAGCUGAGUGAUGCGGACCUCAAGGCCACAGUCAACGGCCUCCUGUCAGCCUUCAUCAAGCUGCACUUCUGGCCGGACUGCACUGAGGCGCUGCUGCUGAUCGCGGAGCAGCGCCCCGGCGUGGCGGACGGCUCCAUCGUCCAGGACGCCACCGCCAGGGUGAGCCUGGACCCUGUCUCCCACUGCUUUUGGACGUGGUUGCGAUUGAUUACAGCAUCGCAUCGUCUUAGCACGGUUGCCGUGGCAGCUGCUUAG
This is a messenger RNA of Monoraphidium neglectum, 1026 nucleotides long. Its product is annotated as F1F0 ATP synthase associated 36.3kDa protein. The transcript has 10 exons. The record is from RefSeq and is a predicted model, not a curated record. Lineage: Eukaryota; Viridiplantae; Chlorophyta; Chlorophyceae; Sphaeropleales; Selenastraceae. Bases 1 to 1026 code for a protein of 341 amino acids.